AUACAUAUCAAGCCUCCAUGCAUGCGUGUCUACAGUGCCUAUAUACACACCCAAUCCAUCAAUCAACCACACUGUAAAGCAAGCAACCAUCUACCCUCUCCUCCCUCAACAUCCAAACCACCAAGAAAGAAAAUGGCCUGGGAAUUCCUCCGCCCAAUCCUCACCCCCGCCGCCCUCCUCUCAAUACAGGCCAACGCCUCGCCACUCCUCACCCUCCUCCUCGUCUACAUCGGCCUCACGACGCUCUGCGUGCUGGUGUGGUACAUUCACUUCCGGACUUCCAAGGCAUAUCCUGCUACCAAGAAGAAGGAUAAUGGUGGUGGUGGUUUGAAGAAAAAGGGUGGGGAGGGGUGGUGGUGGGUGGGUCGGCUGAGGCUUCGAGGGUGGAUGCGCGGGUAGAGAAGGAGGGCUAGAGAAAGGGGGUUAGUUACACAUGUAUGAGGCUUGGAGUUAGAGGAGGUUUUAUCUUUUUGGCGAUUUGUGCGUGGUUUGCGCUGUUGGGUGUUGCUGUUGGUGGAGGAGGUUUUGGUUGACUUGUUUGCCCAGGCAUAGUCCCACGAACAUGCCGUCGUCUCACUGACAGGCCAAUUCAACCGCGCAUUCACAUAUAACUCGUCUAGGCAGACACAAGAACAAGCGUAGACCGACUGUCGUCUACUUCCGUAACAUAUUAAUAGGGGACCGCGUCCCGCGUAGCUGAUGUA
This is a messenger RNA of Pseudovirgaria hyperparasitica, 704 nucleotides long. RefSeq lists its product as uncharacterized. The transcript has a single exon. Lineage: Eukaryota; Fungi; Ascomycota; Dothideomycetes; Acrospermales; Acrospermaceae. Bases 133 to 399 code for a protein of 88 amino acids. The record is from RefSeq and is a predicted model, not a curated record.